AUGUCUUCACAGGGACUGACACACCGGCCCUGCAGGGAGCACGACAGGGGCCCACCCUGCCGCAAAGACAGGGAAGGCAGAAUCCGUGUAAAGGCUCCUCCAGGAAAGGUGGAAGAGGUGGUGAAGUUUGCUAUCGAUGCAGGCUACCGCCACUUCGACUGUGCCUAUUUCUACCAGAAUGAAAAUGAAAUAGGGAAUGCGAUCCAGCAGAAGAUCAAGGAGGGGGCUGUGAAACGGGAAGACCUCUUCAUUGUCACUAAGCUGUGGAACACAUUUCACGAGAGGUCCCUGGUUAAGGUAGCAUGCAAGAGGAGCCUCGCGGCACUGCAACUGGACUACCUUGACCUCUACCUGAUACACUUCCCUAUGGGAUUCAAGGCUGGUGAAGAACUGCAUCCUCUGGAUGAUAAGGGUAUGAGCAUCCCCAGUGAUACUGAUUUUCUGGACACAUGGGAGGCCAUGGAAGAGCUGGUGGAGUGUGGUCUGGUGAAAGCCAUUGGUAUCUCCAACUUUAACCAUGAACAGAUUGAAAGGAUCUUGAACAAGCCAGGACUAAAAUACAAACCAGUAAACAAUCAGAUUGAAUGUCAUCCCUACCUAACCCAGGAAAAGUUGAUAAAGUACUGUAAAUCCAAAGGGAUUGCUGUGACUGCAUACAGCCCCCUAGGAUCUCCUAACCGCCCAUGGGCCAAGCCAGGGGAACCUGUGCUGCUGGAUGAUCCCAAGAUUAAAGAGAUUGCAGUUAGACAUCAAAAAACCCCUGCCCAGGUUCUGAUCCGGUUUCUUAUCCAAAGAGACGUGAUUGUCAUUCCCAAGUCUGAUAAACCACAGCGUGUUGAGGAAAACAUCAAGGUGUUUGACUUUGAACUGCCUAAAAAGGAGAUGGAUGUCAUCCUCAGCUUUAACAGGAACUGGAGGGCGGUUCCAGUGCUCCCAGCUGUCAAUCACAAGGACUACCCAUUCAAAGCAGAGUAUUAAUGCACUGGUUUUCCAGAGACCUCCGCGUAGCUCCUU
This is a messenger RNA of Egretta garzetta (little egret), 1014 nucleotides long. RefSeq names its product aldo-keto reductase family 1 member B1. The record is from RefSeq and is a predicted model, not a curated record. The transcript is spliced from 10 exons. Gene Ontology annotation, molecular function: aldose reductase (NADPH) activity. Bases 1 to 978 code for a protein of 325 amino acids. NCBI's taxonomy places the organism in Eukaryota, Metazoa, Chordata, Aves, Pelecaniformes, Ardeidae. Gene Ontology annotation, cellular component: cytosol.